CUCUUGCAUUUUCCCCUGGGAGAGAGAAAGGAAUUGAUAGCAAAUUGAUCCCUCUGGUUGUAUUGGAAUCUGUUGAAUUGGAUUCCUUUUGUUUUGAGAUUUUGAGAUGAUUUUGUGUUCAAUUCAUGAUAGAAGUUGAAAUUUGGGAUCCAUUUAGUUUGAUCUUUGAGGGGUGGGAUGAGGGUUUCCAGGUUAGGAGCUAGUUGGAACAGAAAGGGGAAGAGUUUGGUUCGUUCAGGGUCUUAGAUUUGUUCUUUCCGCAGGUUAGGCUUGAAUGCAUUGGGGUUUUUAAUGGGAUUAGUAAGGGUCAAUUUUGAUGUGGGAAUUCAUAAGGAAGGGUUGAUAAUAAGGACUUGAGAAUUGGGAAAUUUUGAUGGGGAACACAUGUGUAGGACCAAAACUUCAGGGUAAUGGAUUUUUGCAAUCUGUUACGCAAGCUUUCCGAGGCCACCCACAGGAUGGCAGGUUAAAUCCAACUAAGGAAGAGGGCAGUGACCAGAAAAGUGAACACAAUGCGGGUUCUGAUGGAUCCAAAUCCAAAGCUUCUGAUGAUUCUAAAGGUUCCAAUGCUCAAAUGUUGGUCCAGAACACACCUCCUGAACCUGUGAAGAUGCAGGAUGGAGAAGCUAAGCCAGAUGGACAUGAUAGAGAAGUGAAGGAGCAAGAGAGUAAGGCUUCAGAUCUUUCAAAUGCCAAAAAACCUCAUAUGAAGAGGGUGUCAAGUUUAGGACUGCAACUGGAGUCAGUGUUAGGAAGGAAAACCGAGAAUAUGAAGGAAAUAUAUAGCCUUGGGAGGAAGUUAGGGCAAGGACAGUUUGGGACAACAUUUUUAUGCAUAGCGAAAGCCACUGGAAAGGAGUUUGCUUGUAAAUCCAUUGUGAAGAGGAAGUUGACCACCGAAGAGGAUAUUGAGGAUGUUAGGAGGGAGAUUCAGAUAAUGCACCAUUUGGCAGGUCACCCUAAUGUUAUACAAAUUGUGGGUGCGUAUGAGGAUGCUGUUGCAGUUCAUGUGGUUAUGGAACUUUGUGCAGGUGGAGAGCUUUUUGAUAGAAUUAUUCAGAGAGGGCAUUAUACCGAGAGAAAGGCAGCUGAGCUUGCCAGAAUUAUAGUUGGUUUUGUGGAAGCUUGCCAUUCUUUAGGUGUUAUGCAUAGAGACCUAAAGCCUGAGAAUUUCCUCUUCAUCAACCAUGGAGAGGAGUCUCCACUUAAAACAAUUGAUUUUGGACUCUCAAUGUUUUUUAGACCAGGUGAAACAUUCAGUGAUGUGGUUGGGAGCCCCUACUAUGUGGCUCCAGAAGUGUUGCGGAAGCAUUAUGGUCCAGAAUGUGAUGUAUGGAGUGCAGGAGUAAUUAUUUAUAUUUUACUUUGUGGGGUCCCUCCAUUCUGGGAUGAAACGGAACAAGGCAUAUUUGAGCAGGUUUUGAAAGGUGAGCUUGAUUUCGUUUCAGAACCAUGGCCUAGCAUCUCUGAUGAUGCGAAAGAUCUAGUUCGAAGAAUGCUUGUGAGGGAUCCUAAAAAGCGGCUGACAGCCCAUGAAGUUCUUUGCCACCCUUGGGUUCAGGUGGAUGGUCUUGCUCCUGAUAGACCUCUUGAUUCUGCUGUCCUGUCCCGCUUGAAGCAAUUUUCAGCUAUGAACAGGCUAAAACGAAUAGCAAUAAGAGUCAUUGCUGAGACACUCUCGGAAGAGGAAAUUGCAGGCUUAAAACAAAUGUUCAAGAUGAUAGAUGUAGAUAAUAGUGGACAUAUCACACUAGAGGAACUAAAGAAUGGUAUGGAAAGAGUGGGUGCUAAUCUCAAGGAUUCUGAAAUUAUCCACUUAAUGGAAGCGGCAGAUGUUGAUAACAAUGGCACCAUUGACUACAGUGAAUUCAUAGCAGCCAUGCUCCAUCUAAACAAGAUCCAGAAAGAGGAUCAUUUGUAUGCAGCCUUCUCAUACUUUGACAAAGACGGGAGUGGAUACAUCACUCAAGAUGAGCUCCAACAGGCUUGCCAGCAUUUUGGCUUGGAAGAUAUUCAUUUGGAAGAGAUAAUACGCGAAGUUGAUCAGGACAAUGAUGGGCGCAUUGACUACAGUGAGUUUGUAGCCAUGAUGCAGGACACUGAUUUUGGCAGGAGGCACAAAGUGUGACUUAAGUAUGGGAUUCAAAGAAAGAACAAUUUAAGAAUGGAAAUCUGAUUUUGUUAUUCCAAGACUGCCAAAUUGAAAGAUUAAAUGAACGUUCUAACUAGAUUUCCCACUUUAUAACUUCACAGAAAUUGGAGUCCAUCACGCUGUAAAGAUAUAUAUUGCCAGGCUCCUGAGAGAAUCCAUUUUUGUUCAUUUUCUCUUAGGUACAUCAAAUUAAGUUUAGAGGCCAAAUUCUGGAUUUGGAGAACAGAAAUGUUGUUCAUGAUAAGCUUUUUAUUUUUUUAUUUAUUAUUAUUUUUUAUGAUAAACAAGUUUUGGUAUU
This is a messenger RNA of Rubroshorea leprosula, 2450 nucleotides long. Lineage: Eukaryota; Viridiplantae; Streptophyta; Magnoliopsida; Malvales; Dipterocarpaceae. The record is from the annotation of a GenBank genome assembly.